Molecule: messenger RNA, 594 nt
Organism: Stylophora pistillata
Lineage: Eukaryota; Metazoa; Cnidaria; Anthozoa; Scleractinia; Pocilloporidae
Product: vasopressin V2 receptor-like
Source: RefSeq, a predicted model, not a curated record
AUGCUCAGGCAUUACAAUGAAUGCCAGGACCUCAGCCUGGGUGAACCAGAAAGGAUAGACAACACUCCCCUAUUUUUAUGGAUGAUACCAGGAGUAUUUGGAGAAGUCAUGUGCAAAGGUGUGGUAUACAUUGCCUAUGUCACAUUAACAGCGUCCAUCCUCUGCCUGACAGUCAUAGCAUUGGACAGGAGGUUAUGGUUCCAUGGUGCACAUCGAAAUGAGCAUUCGACUGAAAAUCGAGAGCAACAAGAAACCCUAAAGAGAAGAAUAGUUUGGAUGCUGAUUAUUGUUACCUCCACUUUUGCCCUUUGCUGGCUUCCAGCCCAUGUGGUUCACAUGAUAUUUGUCAUGCAAGCAUGGAAUAUUGAGGUGACUCUUCAGCCGAUUGUCAUGUUUGUGUGCUUUUGGUUUGGUCACGCCAACAGCGCCAUCAAUCCGUGGCUGUACAUUUUUCUGAGCACCAAGAUCAAUACCGCAUUUAAAAGUAUGGUGUGUAGAGAAACCCGCCAGUCGCCUCCGAGUAACAGCGUCAUAACAUCAAAUGCUUUCUUACUACCUGAACAAGAAACUGUCAAGGAAGAAUCAAGGCUUUGA